This is a messenger RNA of Knipowitschia caucasica, 1926 nucleotides long. Lineage: Eukaryota; Metazoa; Chordata; Actinopteri; Gobiiformes; Gobiidae. The record is from the annotation of a GenBank genome assembly.
AUGGCGUCGGAAUCUCUUCAUCAGGUGAUAUUUGAACAUGACGGAGUGUUCAUCCAUCCAAGCAGCGAGGAGGAGGAGCUGGACCAGGACUUGUUGAUCUCUGGGACCCUGCGCCUUAUGGAUAAGGAUGCUGAGAUGCUGGUGGAGUACAGGCCUCUGGAGGACACAGUGGACCCCACACAUAUGCUCUGUGCUGGAAAGGAUUCCAGCUCUGUGGUGCAGUGGGGCCAGACUUCAGGAGACCGAGUGUUGGAGACACAGCACAGCUAUGAGACCGAGUGGGACAUGAUCAACGCAGUGAGCUUCAAGAAGAGACCCUGCUCCAACGGCUCCAGCGGCUCCAACGGAGAGGGUUCGCUCGCGCACAGUCAGGAGCGGAGCCGCUGGUUCUUCUCCUUCAGCCUCAGAGACCUGCGCUCUGUCACAGUAAAGCAGGAGGGGUGGAGCGUCCUGCUGUUUAAACUCCGAGACGGGUCCGCGUGUCUGCCCCCACUGCACUUCCACCAUGGGGGGAGCGAGGGAUUUGUGGAGGCGCUGCGGAGAUACGCCCUGCUGUCGGAAUGUCCAGAGGACGAGUCGUGUCUCUUGGUGAGCACCCCAAACAAAGCUUUGUCCCAGUCGUUUGAAAACCUGCUGGAUGACAACAACUACGGCCUGGUCAACAAGAUGAAGAAGGACCCUUACGUCACCACUCUUGGUGGAUUCUCCAAAGUGACCAACUAUUUGUUCGACGCUUUGCGGGGGACUGAGGAGCAGACGCGACGCCCCCCAGAGGAGAUGGCAGAACUACUUGGCGAGGUGAUCCCAGGACUGGACAUAAACCAACAGGAAGAGCCCGGCUUCGAGGUCAUCACCAGAAUUGACCUUGGCCCUCGUCCGACCGUCUGCAGAGGAGAACCGGUCUCUGUGGAGCAGUGGAACCAGAACCAAGACUCAGAGGGACGAGUCCGAGGAGUGAGCCAACUCAAAGACCUCAUCUUCAAAGGGGGCCUUUCUCACGCCAUCAGGAAAGAGGCCUGGAAGUUUCUAUUAGGAUAUUACCCCUGGAGCAGCACUGCAGAGGAGAGAAAGUGCCUGCAGAAGAGCAAGAUAGACGAGUAUUUCUGCAUGAAGCUUCAGUGGAAAUCUGUGAGUGAAGAACAAGAGCGGAGGAACAGUCGGCUGAGGGACUAUCGCAGUCUGAUUGAGAAGGACGUGAACCGCACCGAUCGCACAAACAGAUUUUACGAGGGUCUGGACAAUCCAAGUUUAGUCCUGCUACACGACAUCCUCAUGACCUACUGCAUGUACGACUUCGACCUGGGUUACGUCCAGGGCAUGAGCGACCUGCUGUCCCCCAUCCUCUACGUCAUGGAGAACGAGGUGGACGCCUUCUGGUGCUUCGCCUUCUACAUGGACCAGAUGCAUCAGAACUUUGAGGAGCAGAUGCAGGGGAUGAAGACUCAGCUGGUGCAGUUGGGGUCUCUGCUGCGGCUGCUGGACCUGUCCUUCUGGAAUUACCUCGAGUCCCAAGACUCUGGGUUCCUGUACUUCUGUUUCCGCUGGCUGCUGAUUCGAUUCAAACGAGAGCUGAGCUUCCAGGACGUGAUGCGAUUAUGGGAGGUCAUGUGGACGGACCUGCCCUGUCAGAACUUCCACCUGCUCGUGUGCUGCGCAAUCUUAGAUUCUGAGAAGCAGAAGAUCAUGGAGGAAAACUACGGCUUUAACGAGAUUCUCAAACACAUAAACGAGCUGUCCAUGAAGCUGGACAUCGAGGAGAUCCUCCACAAGGCUGAAGGCAUCUGUCUGCAGAUCCGGAGCUGUAAGGACCUCCCACGUUCUGUCAGCUCCAUCCUUGGCUUCUUGUCUGAAUCCUCUGACCUCAGACCAUGUCAGAAAACAGAAAACUCAAACGGACACUGCACAGACUCUGUCCUGGCCUCGUAA